AUGAUUAUUCCUGUCCGCUGCUUCUCCUGCGGCAAAGUCAUCGGCAACAAGUGGGACAAUUACUUGUCUCUUUUGCAAGCCGAAUACACCGAAGGUGAAGCACUCGAUGCCCUUGGUCUCAAGCGUUACUGCUGCAGACGCAUGGUCCUAACCCAUGUCGACUUGAUUGAGAAGCUGUUGCAUUAUAAU
This is a messenger RNA of Zychaea mexicana, 189 nucleotides long. RefSeq names its product DNA-directed RNA polymerase I, II, and III subunit RPABC5. Lineage: Eukaryota; Fungi; Mucoromycota; Mucoromycetes; Mucorales; Lichtheimiaceae. The record is from RefSeq and is a predicted model, not a curated record. Gene Ontology annotation, cellular component: RNA polymerase III complex; RNA polymerase I complex; RNA polymerase II, core complex. Gene Ontology annotation, molecular function: DNA-directed RNA polymerase activity; DNA binding; zinc ion binding. The transcript is spliced from 2 exons. Gene Ontology annotation, biological process: transcription by RNA polymerase I; transcription by RNA polymerase II; tRNA transcription by RNA polymerase III. The annotation marks the transcript as partial.